This is a messenger RNA of Ruditapes philippinarum (Manila clam), 3712 nucleotides long. RefSeq names its product suppressor of fused homolog. Lineage: Eukaryota; Metazoa; Mollusca; Bivalvia; Venerida; Veneridae. Gene Ontology annotation, molecular function: transcription factor binding. The record is from RefSeq and is a predicted model, not a curated record. Gene Ontology annotation, cellular component: nucleus; cytoplasm.
UAACAGCAAAUGCUCAUGGGAAGAGCCUGGGGAGAAUGUUCGUGAUAAUUUAUAUGACAAGGAUGGGUUCGAUGAUGAUGAAGAUGAUGCAGAGAGAGGACACCUUUCAAUAUUAGAGUCAGAGCAGAUAAAAGCAACAUUGUCAAGAGGCCUACAUUCUGAUCUACGGCCAAAUAUUGCAGAUUUCAAUCGACCUCCAUCAAGGAAAAAUUCAUUUGACAGUACGGAGAGUUCAGAUGCACCGACUGAGUUGUUACGGACAAGAACACUCGAAUACGUACACCUUAAAUUUAAUCUGGAAGCUGCCUUUACUGCCGUUGGCAUUGAGAGGAAGGUUGAGGCAUGGACGACAUUUUACAUUUAUGAGUGCGACAAAUGAUUCUGCAAUUACCCUUGUUUCUCCGAGCGUAAACGGCUCCAUAGCGGACGAGGAGCACCCAUUCACAGCACAUGGUCUGUGGUUGCAAGUUUUACUGGCAGAUGAUUUCAUUGAAAAAAUGUGUAUAGACCUACAAGAGUUAUCAGAUGAUUUACUUCUACCUAAAACGUACAGAUGGCCUGAGAGACGACUGUGUAUCACCAUCCUGUCUGAUGAGGCAUAGUAAAGAGCUGAGAUUGGUCAAAACUUGACGUAUUGUUGGUCAAGAAAAACACCCUUCAAUUCUUGUGUUGAUACGGUUUCUUAGAAAAAAAAUUUCGAUAAUAAAAAAAAGAAGAAAAAUAACUAUGAAAUAGUUGAUGAGGAUUCAGUUGAUGUUUUAAACAGAAGUGUUUCUGGGAAGAAAGAAAAAUUGUUUAGAAAUGUAUGAUUUCUUAUUAAAAAAAAUCAAGUUCUAAGGUAAAAAAACAACAACAUAUUUUGCCAUGGUGUUCAUCAUGUGAUAUAAAGUGAUAUCUUCAAAAUGAAAAGAAAACAGAUGGAUUUACUUUACAAGAAAGAAGACUUACACUGCUAGGACAGAUUGUGUUGUAUCACAGGGAAUUAUGGGAGUUUUGAAACGAUGAAAUCUAGUCAGAUUUGAACAUUAUUAUUAGAUUAAUAUUUAAAACUUGCAAUCUGUGUGUGUUUUUAUUAUGCUCUUUUAUAUAUAGAACUGUGGAUUUGCCUUUACAGUGAAUAAAAUGUUUUAUAACUUGGUUCCAAUAAAAAUGGAAGUGCUGAAUACUGGGACUGUAAUAUGAAAAGGAAAUGAUUUCUGAUUUUUCUGGUGUUAAAUUGUUGUUGACAGCAGUUGUUAUAGGCAUUGAUCAUUUUAUUCAUUCAUUUUGUAAAUUAGCUCAUAUUUUCCCAUACAGAAGAGAAAUGGAAUAACAAUGUGGAUAUAUGAUUUAAAAAGUGAUCAUUAUUUCAAGAAAUGUUCAACAACAUAUGUCUAUCUCUUGUUAGGAAAUUUAUUUUUCUUUAUAACUGACCUCUGUGGUUUAAUUUAAUAGUCAAACAUCGAAGCAUCAAUGGCAAAUGUUUUCUGUUAUUUAAUAAAAUCUAAAUAGCAUCGAUGAACAAAAUUAUCAAACGCUGUGUAUAAAUACUCUUAAUAGUUAAAAUGUUCUAAAUUUUACCAUAUCCACAAAAAUAUAGGACAAUAUUGGUAAUUUUUUGUCCUAUAUUGUCAUCAAGUUUGACUGAAGUAAAUGAAUUAAACAAGGUUUUGUGUGUAGUGCCUUUUCAAGUGACAUAGUCUAUUCUUAGACUAAACAUUUCAAAUAUAUCUGUAUCUUACUUUGAUUUUCUGCUGUGCUUUUUACUAACAAAAAAUAAUUGUCGUUUAAUUUUGUUAAAGUUCAAUCUUAAGAUCAGGAUUGAAUAAAUAGAUUUUAAAGGAGAAGAGAUAUAUAGGAUUUCAUUGGUUGGUUUCAUGGAGAAAUUUUAAGAGAGAGAGAAAAAAGUUUUUAAAAUUCUAUCUUAUAUUCUGCUAAGUACAUGUAGAACAGUUUCAAAGGAAGGAAAACUGAUGUAUUAGAAGGCUAAAAAUAAUUGAAUUUUAUUUACAGUGAAGAAAUAUACAAUCCUCAAACUCUUCUCCUUUUUCCUAGUUUGGCUACUUUUGCCUGCUUUGGUCUCUUUUGUCUUAUUUGUUUUCUUUUGUCUUAAUGAGAAAGACAUCAGCAACAUGAGGACAGUGUGUGGUUUGGUUACUGAGUUUACACGUCCCGAAAAAAUAGAAAACUGACAUGUGUUUUAAAUAUAUUAAAUUAAUCUGUCUAAAGUCUUACUGUUUCCUAAUUUACUUCUUUUUAUAAAUAUACAUGUAAUACAGUAUUUGUAAUGUGAAAUGUUACUUAAAAAUGUUGCCGUGUUCUCAAAGUUGAUUAAUGACUUAUAGAUCAUGUAUUAUAAGCAUACAAUAGAUGUAAGAAGAUAAUGUUCAAUUUGUUAUGUUGCAUAACUUGGAAAUAAAAAAAAAUUGAUUUGAUUACUUAAUGAUUAAUUGAUAAAUGAUUUGGAAAAGAUCAUGUUUUUUUGUUAUGAAACUAAGUUUUUGUUAUCUGUCUAUAAGUAUGUUAACUAUGAAUGUUAACUAUUUUGACGGAAUAAGGAUUUUUUACCUGGCUGUUAAUGAACAAAAUUUGUUAUCGGUUCUUUUCAAUAUUUUAUUAGCAAUAACCAGCAUUCAGAACACGUCAGAUAAUUAUUGCCAUUGUGUGUUGGGAAUUAUGUUAGAUCAAAUACCAGUUUUAUCAGGAUUAUAGUAAAAAAAUUUCCUUCAUGCUGAUACAUAAUAGGUGUUCUUGCUUCUUUUACAAAUAACAUACCUGAGUUUGUCCCAAAGUAGCCUGUCCUUUAAAAUAAUUUAAAACAAUGCUGGAUAAAUGGUUACAGACAUAUUCUUGUCAAAUAAAUCUACUCUAAGUAAAUUAACCAUGUGCAAUCUUGAGUUCUUAAUCUAGUGACCUAACAGUUAAUUAAUGGUGGCAACAUAGGUUAUGUCAGAAAAUAGGACUUACAAAUACAUAUACAUAUGUUUUCUGUCCUGAUUUAUGCAGGGGUUUGUAGUAAUGUUAGAAUUCUUAUGUCGAUUUUCUUUUUGUUACAUUUUAAUGUCAAAUUUUAAUUGGUUAAGAUAGAACUUGUAUUUAAAGCAGCUGGAUUUGUUUAAAUUUCUUAAACAAGUUGUUAAUGUUUACUCUAUUUUUAAAUUUGAAAUGUUAUAUUUUUAAUGUCAUCUUUUACAAUUUUUUGUAUUUAAAUGGCUGUUACUUAAAAAGAGUUGUUGAAAAUGAUUAUUAAGAAUGUGGAGGUUUCUAUAUUUAGAUAUAUACUAUUUGAAGCACAAUACAAAUUUAAUUUCAAGUCUGAAAUUGGAAAUAAAAGCAUUGAAUGUGUGUAUGUAUAAAUGUCUGUUGAAUUUAUGUCCCAUAUUCAUUAUAUUACAAAAAUGUCAUAACAAAGCCUCUGAUCGGUUUUGAAAUUUGAAUAUGGAGGAACAGUGUAGAAAAUUUCUUCAUGACUCAGAUAUAUUUCAAUGUACUUUUAGAUUUUACGAAUUAUAUUAGUCCUGUUUGUAUAGAUUUUAAAGAAAAAAGUUGAGAAAUUUUUUUAGAUAAAGUUAUUAUAGAAAUAUUGUUGCAAUUUUGAUAAUGAAAUACGAUAUAGAAAACUGUAACAUUUUAAAUCGUUGUACAUGCAUAUUGUUUGUUUUUGUCUUGUUUUUUUCAACACUAAGUGUUGACAUGCAACUUCAUAACUCAAUAAAAAAUAUCUGAAACAGCA